Molecule: messenger RNA, 1452 nt
Organism: Helianthus annuus (common sunflower)
Lineage: Eukaryota; Viridiplantae; Streptophyta; Magnoliopsida; Asterales; Asteraceae
Exons: 1
Coding region: 1-1452 (483 amino acids)
Source: RefSeq, a predicted model, not a curated record
AUGGAUGAUCGUUCAAAACCUGGUGACGUUGAUAAGGGUGAUCGGGGAAAGCCGCCAUUACCGAUUAAGGGUUUGGCGAGUAAAGUGGUGAGUAUUGAUGGAAAUCCUGUGCUUCCUAGGCGUGGUACGAUGCAGAAUUCUCAGGCUGAUCCAAAACUAUUUAAUGUCAUCGAUGAAUUAACUAAAAUCACCGUCCCGGUUCAACCGUCGGUGAAUCAAGGUCCAAAGGAUAGUAGGGCUGCUGAUGUUUUUCAGGGAUCACAUACAGUUCAGGGAAGUAGCUCUACCCCUAAGUCUUAUGCGGAUUCGGUCGCAACCAGUAACAUUCAGAAAGUUAACUUCCGGUCGUUGUCUAGCUCGGCUGUGCAUGAAGGAUGUGACGUUGUUCUCCCCAAGGAAUCCGUCCGAACCGUGCAGGAAAAAAUGUCUAAUACUAUCUAUGGGUAUUUUUUGGGGGACCGAGUUGCAUUCCCGGUUGUUGAUUAUUUUGUUAAAGUUAAUUGGAAAAAGUAUGGGUUGCAAAAGACGAUGAUGAAUGCCAAUGGUUUUUUCUUCUUUAAGUUUAAUGAUGAAGGCAGGAUGUUGAAUGUCCUCAAAGAUGGUCCGUGGAUUAUCAGGUCGCAACCGUUGUUCCUAAACACAUGGACUCCUACAACCAAGCUGGAAAAGAAAGAAGUAAAGAAGGUGCAAGUUUGGGUUAAAAUUCAUGAGGUUCCAAUUGCGGCUUAUACGGAAGAUGGCCUUAGUCUGAUAGCUACAACAAUUGGGGAACCAAAGAUGCUGGAUUCUUUUACAACAUCUAUGUGUACGGAUUCGUGGGGCCGUAGCAGUUAUGCAAGAGCUUUGGUGGAAAUUUCGGCUGAUAAGGAGUUUCGUGAAGAGAUUACAAUGGCGAUACCCGAACCGGAAGGGGAGGGUUUUAUUAAAGAAACUAUGUAUGUGGAGUAUGAAUGGAGCCCGCACCGUUGUCCUACAUGUUGUGUGCUUGGUCAUUCGGUUGAGAUGUGUCCGAAAAGCCCAAUGAAAAAUGUUAGGCAGGACGUGCCAAAUCGUAAUAUUCAAAAGAACAGGCAAAUUAAAAAGGUUCCGAAUGUCGACCGGGAUGGUUAUACUGAAGUUCAUGGUAAGAAAGUUGCUAGAAAGGUAGGCAUUCUGGUGAACAAACAGAAAAACAAGUUUGAAUAUCGGCCGGUGGCUUCAAAACCUCAGCCGAAAGUCAAUAACGGGUCAACUUCAUUGGCUAUUAAAUUGAAUAACCCUUUUGAUGUCUUAAAUCAAGUUGAUUCGGAGGAGGGUACUAGCAAGAAAUCGUCGGGUAAGGGCCAGGAGGAUACGGAUGAUGAGGUUGAAGAAGUGUAUAAUGAAAUGGAUGUUUUUAUGCAGCAAGGUGCGCUAAAGAUACAGAGUAAACAAGGGGCAAGCACUCCUUCUCAGGUAGUUGCUGAUGGUUAG